GAAACGCAUUGUCUAGGAAAUUGAAGACAGCAAUCUCCUUCAUUGCUAUUGAUGAAGUACAUCUGAUCGAAGAGUGGGGUCUACAUUUAGACCUUCUUACAAGGAACUAAGUUUUAUUCGUUCUUGCCUGCCUACUGUCCCAAUUAUGGCUCUCUCAGCAACAGCUCCACUUUUUCUUAUUACUUCUGUAACCCAACAUCUGAAUAUGCCUAUGUUCUAGUAUCUGGAUCUCUAAAUCGUCCAAACUUAUAUUUUUCUUUGGAUUCAUCCACCUCUAUUUCGUCAGUCUUCCACUUGUUAGCUUCUAUGUUGUCCUCUGUAAAGUAUUCUAAAGCUGCAGUAGUAUAACCAGGGGUACAGUAGGACAAUACCAUGCCACAAUGACACUUGAGGGGCGAUCUCAACACUAUGGAGAAUUCAAGUGUGGCAAGCAGCGAUUCAUGGUAGCUACUAGUGCGUUUGGCCUUGGUGUGGACAUUGAUGACAUCAGUGAAGUUAUUCUAUUCGGUUUGCCAGACAGUGGAUCUGAGCUUGUGCAACUUGCUGGACGUGGAGGGAGAGAUCCACUAAGGUUGUGCCUUGUUCGGUUUGUGGCACACUCUCAGGACCGUAGGCUGUCAGUGUGCAACAGCAAAAUUGUGACUCUUGCCUCAAAUAAGGUCUGUUUGAGAAGAGUUCUUGUUUACAAGAUUUUGCAGUCAGAUGAGCCAUUACCUGAUAGUGAUUUGUGCUGUUCGUUCUGCAAUGCAUCUGAUGAGCGACCUCAUAUUUUUCAGCCAGAUGUGGAUUGCACCUUACCACUUCCUCCUAUUCCAUGCAGAUCUGCACCGUUGAGAUCACAUCGUGUUGUUGGUGGUCAGAGAGCUGCUUUGAGGAAAGCACUACUUGAACUUAGAAGGACGGCAGGUGGCACAAGAUACAGAAUGAGAGGACUAGAUGGGGUCUUAUCCAUGUUAGUGAUUGAUAAACUAGUAAAAAUGUAA
This is a messenger RNA of Corticium candelabrum, 983 nucleotides long. RefSeq names its product putative ATP-dependent DNA helicase Q1. Bases 381 to 983 code for a protein of 200 amino acids. Gene Ontology annotation, molecular function: four-way junction helicase activity; 3'-5' DNA helicase activity. The transcript has 2 exons. Lineage: Eukaryota; Metazoa; Porifera; Homoscleromorpha; Homosclerophorida; Plakinidae. The record is from RefSeq and is a predicted model, not a curated record. Gene Ontology annotation, biological process: double-strand break repair via homologous recombination. Gene Ontology annotation, cellular component: cytoplasm; chromosome.